Messenger RNA from Musa acuminata subsp. malaccensis (wild Malaysian banana), 2585 nucleotides. RefSeq names its product putative kinase-like protein TMKL1. The record is from RefSeq and is a predicted model, not a curated record. Gene Ontology annotation, molecular function: ATP binding; protein binding; protein kinase activity. Lineage: Eukaryota; Viridiplantae; Streptophyta; Magnoliopsida; Zingiberales; Musaceae. Gene Ontology annotation, biological process: protein phosphorylation.
UCUCUCUCUCUCUUUCUGCGGUCUCUCCGCCUCUCUCUAUCCAUCACAGCGAACCAUAAAAAUCCUGUUCUUUUUGGUUUCUGCACUCAUCGCAUCGGCUUCUCUCCGCUCCUCUCCUCUCGUCUUUCCUCUGAGAACUGCCUUCGUUGCCUUCCAAAAUGCCUUCUUUGCGUUCAAAACUAGCUCCUUUUCCUAUCUUUUCUCUUCUACCUUGCUCUUUCUCCUCCGCCUUCUGCUGCUUCUUCUUCUUCUACCUCGCUGUGUUCUUCUUCUCCUUUUCUUGCUCAGAGCCCGCCUCGGCCGACGUUGUCCUCCUCCUCAACAAGAUAAAGCCUACCCUCCAAGGAUCCGCAGUCAACGCCGAGCUGUCCUCUUGGAACGCCUCCCUCCCGCUCUGUCUCUGGCGUGGCCUGGGAUGGUCUGUGGGUGCCAGCUCCGCAGUGCUCCGGUGCGAAGACGAUUCGGCCCUUCGCUCCAACCUUUCCCUCUCCUUGGACCCCUCUCUCCGCCUCCUUUCCAUCCGACUUCCAGCCGCCGCCCUCGCUGGCUCCGUCCCGCCGGAGCUCGGCCAGUUUUCCUACCUCGAGGUCGUAUACCUCGGUGUCAACUCCCUUACCGGCACCAUCCCCCUUGAGCUUGGGAACGCCCCUGCACUCGCCGACCUUGACCUUUCCAGCAACACCUUGGACGGAACCCUCCCGCCCUCCAUCUGGAACCUCUGUGACCGCCUCAAGUCGCUUCGCCUUCACGGCAACAACCUCUCUGGUGCGGUUCCUGACCCCGCGGAGCCCAGCUCGAGCUGCGACAAGCUUAAAACUCUGGACUUGGGCAACAACCGUCUUCAAGGAUCCUUUCCCAACUUCAUCACCAGGUUCGGUGGGCUGGAGGAGCUCGACCUCAGCAGCAAUCUCUUCUCCGGCUCGAUUCCAGACUCGCUUGCGGGUCUCAGAAGCCUGCAAAAGUUGAAUCUUUCUCACAACAACUUCACUGGGCCAUUGCCCGCGUCGUUCCAGGAGUCCAGUUUCACGGCGGAGGCGUUCCAGGGGAACAACCCGAGUUUAUGCGGCCCACCACUGGGGAAAUGCGGGUCAAGUUCCGGGCUGAGCGCCGGCGCCAUCGCAGGCAUAGUUAUCGGGCUGCUGGCUGGGGCGGUGGUCCUGGCGUCGGUGUCCAUCGGCUGGGUGCAGGGGAGGAAGAGGCGUAACAGGGAAAGGAAGGCGGACGAGGUGGAGGACAUGGUGUUCGAGGAGGAUGGGAACAACGGUGCGGAGGGGAAGCUGGUGGUGUUCCAGGGCGGCGAGCACCUGACCCUGGAAGAGGUGCUGAACGCCACCGGGCAGGUGAUGGAGAAGAUGAGCUAUGGGACGGUGUACAAGGCGAAGCUGGCCGACGGUGGGAACAUUUCCCUCCGGCUGUUGAGGGAAGGCAGCUGCAAGGAUCAAGUUGAGUGCUUGCCGGUCAUCCGCCAGCUCGGCCGAGUUCGGCACGAGAACCUGUCGGCGCUGAGGGCGUUCUACCAAGGCAAACGAGGGGAGAAGCUCCUCAUCUACGACUUCCACGUCAACAAAUCCCUUCAUGAGCUCCUCCACGAUAACAGAGCAGGGAAGCCGCAGCUGAACUGGGCUCGCCGGCACAAGAUAGCCCUCGGAGUGGCGCGGGGGCUCGCCCACCUCCACACCGCCCUGGAGACGCCGAUCACGCACGGCAACGUGCGGUCCAAGAACGUGCUCGUCGACGAUCACUUCGUGCCGCGUCUCGCCGAGUUCGGGCUCGACAAGCUGAUGGUGCCGGCGGUGGCCGACGAGAUGGUGUCCGCCGCCAAGUCAGACGGAUACAAGGCGCCGGAGCUCCAGAAGAUGAAGAAGUGCAACCCGAGGACGGACGUGUACGCGUUCGGGAUACUGCUGCUGGAGAUCCUGAUGGGGAAGAAGCCGGCGAAGGGGAGCGGGAGGGACGGCGACGGGGCGGACCUGCCGUCGCUGGUGAAGGUGGCGGUUCUGGAGGAGGCGACGAUGGAGGUGUUCGACGUGGAGGUGGUGAAGGGGAUACGGAGCCCGAUGGAGGAGGGCCUGGUGCAGGCGCUGAAGCUGGCGAUGGGGUGCUGCGCGCCGGUGGCGUCGGUGAGGCCGGACAUGAACGAGGUGGUGAAGCAGCUGGAGGAGAACAGGCCUCGGAACAGGUCGGCGUUGUAUACUCCCACCGACAGGAGUGAGAUCGGGACGCCAUUCUGAGGCCAUGCCAAGCCACUGGAGCUUCUUCUUCUCAUUGGAUCGGUUGCUGCUGCAGUGCUGCUUCCAAAGGGAUGAAGAAGAAGAAGAAGAAGAAGAAGAACAUGUGAUAGAGUAGAGAGAGAGAGAGAGAGAGUAAUGCUGGUGAGAAUAGUGGAUUGCUUAGUUUGCUGCUACACAGUGAAACCUUCAGUCUGAAGAGUGUCUUUUGUUGGAUGAGGAGAAGGCAGAUGAACUCUUCCUUCUUCUUCUUCCUUGAGCUGAUGACCAAAAUCGAUGGCAUUAUGUAUUCUGUGGAUCUUUUCAGAAGAAAUUGUGAGUCUUUUUGGUUUGAUAGCAGCCAUAUUUGUUUGUGUA